AUGGAAGCAGCUAACCUCUCGGUGGCCUCCACCGGCGUCGCCCUUCGCCUGGGACCCGAAGCCUUCAGCAGCAGCCCAAACCCAAGCGGGGUCGUCGGAUCGACCCCAGGCGCUGCGGCCCCGCCGGGCCGAGAACCGCCUUUCUCCGUCUUCUCGGUGCUGGUGGUGACGCUGCUGGUGCUGCUGAUCGCGGCCACGUUCCUGUGGAACCUGCUGGUCCUGGUCACCAUCCUGCGCGUCCGCGCCUUUCACCGUGUGCCGCAUAACUUGGUGGCCUCGACGGCCGUGUCGGACGCGCUAGUGGCCGCGCUGGUAAUGCCCCUGAGCCUGGUGAGCGAGCUGUCGGCUGGGCGACGGUGGCGGCUGGGCAGGCGUCUGUGCCACGUGUGGAUCUCCUUCGACGUGAUGUGCUGCACCGCCAGCAUUUGGAACGUGGCGGCCAUCGCCCUGGACCGCUACUGGACUAUCGCGCGCCACCUGCAGUACACGCUGCGCGCCCGCCGCCGCGCCUCGGCGCUCAUGAUCGCGCUCACCUGGGCGCUCUCGGCGCUCAUCGCCCUCGCACCGCUGCUCUUCGGCUGGGGCGAGGCGUACGACGCUCGACUCCAGCGCUGCCAGGUGAGCCAGGAGCCCUCCUACGCCGUCUUCUCCACCUGCGGCGCCUUCUACCUGCCGCUUGGCGUGGUGCUGUUUGUCUACUGGAAGAUAUAUAAGGCGGCCAAGUUUCGCUUCGGUCGCCGCUGCAGGGCUGUGCUGCCCCUGCCCUCCGCCGUGCAGGGAAAGGAGGCCCCUCAGGAGGCUGAGAUGGCGUGCACGGCCCGCCGCCCCGCGGCGGCCUUUCCGGCGAGCGGAGCCUCGUGGCGGGAGCAGAAGGAGAAGCGGGCAGCCGUGAUGGUGGGCAUCCUCAUCGGCGUGUUCGUGCUGUGCUGGACCCCCUUCUUCCUGGCCGAGCUCAUCGGCCCCCUCUGCGCCUGCAGCCUGCCCCCCGUCUGGAAAAGCGUGUUCCUGUGGCUAGGCUACUCCAACUCUUUCUUCAAUCCCCUGAUUUACACGGCGUUUAACAAGAACUACAACAAUGCCUUCAAGAACCUUUUCACCAAGCAGAGAUAAAGCCAGGGCUUGGAGAGGGGAGGGAACUGGAAUUUCUCCCCUUCAUUUGUGGUCUGGGCCAGAGCCGUCCCACCGCUGAGUAUUGACGACAUUUGGGAACCAUAGCACUUGGGCCUGGACUACAGGAGCAGCGAAGCCAAAGGCCCUCCAGAAAGACAGCAGGUGGGUGGCAAGCGUGCAGCUAUGCCCUCUCACCGAGUGAUGCAGACAUUGCUAAUCAGUCUCAGCAUAUCUUCCCACUGAGCUGGGACUCAGCCUCAGAAUCCUUUCUGGACAGUGCAUUCUGCAGUUAUUGCUAAUUGGCCAGAAUUCAUACGAGAGUGGUAUCCCAGGUGGUGCUAGUGGUAAAGAAGCUGCCUGCCAAUGCAGGAGAUGUAACAGACAUGGGUUCAGUCCCUGCAUCGGGAAGAUCCCCUGGAGGAAGGCAUGACAACCCACUCUGGCAUUCUUGCCUGGAGAAUCCCAUGGACAGAAGAGCCUGGCGGGCUACAGUUCACUGGGUUUCAAAGAGAUGGACAUGACUGAAGCGACAAGCACGCAGCAGACCAGCCUGGAAGCCGACUUGCUCUUCCUUUGUCUCCUCACCAUGUUCUCAGCACAGGGCCCAGUGACCUGUGGCAGAACGGGUACCUGGACCAAGUCUGCCUGAAUCUUAACAUGGGAAAAUGAAGGGACACAACCGAAAUCUGACUGGACUCCACAUUUCAAUGUUGGUUUGCAUUUGGUACCAUGAGACCCACACAUGGUGUAGUGGUUCCACUUGUAUUUUUCUACUUGGAUUCCAGCAAGGGGCCUUAGAGGGAGAGCCUAGGUGCGGUUUGGAGGAGGGGGCAAUGAUAUUUUUAGGCUCACUCUCACUAUUGGAUAGAUGCUUUAUCAUUGUGUUCAUUUGGCCUGGGCCUUGACUUAAUGUAAGAUCAUUAUGGAAGCAUCCCAGGCAGAGGGAAUCAUUUACAUUGAGUACUUCUUAAAAGCAAGUUGUCUGCUGACUAAUUUGAUGGCAACUUCUGCUGGACCUUUCAGACUUCAACUUUUUCUUUACUUAGGCCUUCCCUGACCACUCACUAUAAUUACAAAAUGCUCAAUUUCUGAGACAGAUCAGUUCAGUUCAGUCGCUCAGUCAUGUCCAACUCUUUGCGACCCCAUGAACCGCAGCACGCCAGGCCUCCCUAUUCAUCACCAACUGCCAGAGUCUCCCCAAACUCAUGUCCAUUAAGUCGGUGAUGCCAUCCAACCAUCUUAUCCUGUCGUCCCCUUCCCCUCCUGCCCUCAAUCUUUCCCAGCAUCAGGGUCUUUUCAAAUGAGUCAGCUCUUUGCAUCAGGUGGCCAAAGUAUUGGAGUUUCAGCUUCAACAUCAGUCCUACCAAUGAACACCCAGGACUGAUCUCCUUUCGGAUGGACUGGUUGGUUCUUCUUGCAGUCCAAGGGACUGUCAAGAGUCUUCUCCAACACCACAGUUCAAAAGCAUCAAUUCUUCUGUGCUCAGCUUUUUUUAUAGUUCAACUCUCAGAUCCAUACAUGACCACUGGAAAAACCAUAGCCUCAACUAGAUAGACCUUUGUUGACAAAGUAAUGUCUCUGCUUUUUAAUAUGCUGUCUAGGUUGGUCAUAACUUUCCUUCCAAGGAGUGUCUUUUAAUUUCGUGGCUGCAGUCACCAUCUGCAGUGAUUUUGGAGUCCCCCAAAAUAAAGUCAGCCACCGUUUCCACUGUUCCCCCAUCUAUUUGCCAUGAAGUGAUGGGACCGGAUGCCAUGAUCUUGGUUUUCUGAAUGUUGAGCUUUAAGCCAACUUUUUCACUCGCCUCUUUCACUUUCAUCAAGAGACUCUUUAGUUUUUCACUUUCUGCCAUAAGGGUGGUGACAUCUGCAUAUCUGAGGUUAUUGAGACAGAUCAGUUGAUGAUUAACUUUAUGUAAGGAUGUACUUCUAAUUCCUUUUAUUUAUUUUUG
This is a messenger RNA of Dama dama (fallow deer), 3058 nucleotides long. Its product is annotated as 5-hydroxytryptamine receptor 5B-like. Gene Ontology annotation, cellular component: plasma membrane. Gene Ontology annotation, biological process: adenylate cyclase-activating adrenergic receptor signaling pathway. Bases 1 to 1110 code for a protein of 369 amino acids. The record is from RefSeq and is a predicted model, not a curated record. Gene Ontology annotation, molecular function: G protein-coupled serotonin receptor activity. Lineage: Eukaryota; Metazoa; Chordata; Mammalia; Artiodactyla; Cervidae. The transcript has 2 exons.